Molecule: messenger RNA, 5453 nt
Organism: Armigeres subalbatus
Lineage: Eukaryota; Metazoa; Arthropoda; Insecta; Diptera; Culicidae
Gene: stw
Exons: 9
Coding region: 710-2962 (750 amino acids)
Molecular function (GO): copper ion binding; oxidoreductase activity
Source: RefSeq, a predicted model, not a curated record
UUCGAUUGCAAUUUCAGUCUGAGCAUAGCACGGGUCGCGUGUUGAUAUAACCACACGGCGAGCCCCCCCGGUUCUGGAGUUACAUCCGAGUCCCUCUCCCGAAGGAGUUGAUCCGUUGCAGUCCCUUCCGGUGCGUUCCCACAGGUAACCCGGUUCAUUACGUCAUCGUACCCCGGGCCCCGGUGAUCCUGCUGCCGGUUUGAAAUCUCUGGAGAUAUUCGAAUGUGUGAUUGACGGUGACAGAGUGUGAAGUAGCAAAUUUGUAUCAACCUACACUGGAAAGUCGCGGAACACCUGGCAUUCUUCGGAGCCAACCUUGUCUUAGGUUCGUGCGCGCGUGCCUCAUUGCAAAGUGAACCUUCGAAGUGGAAACACCGCAGAGCCGCAGUCGGCUUCGGUUGUCACGCAUGGAUUAGUCCGGAUUCCUUGAAAGGAAUUUGAGAAACAACGAGCCAAUCAAGGGUGGAUAAAGUGCGUGUUGUGUGUGGUACGAUCAAUGUGUGUAUGUGAGCACGUCGCACGGCAAUAGCGAGGAUUAACUGGUUGGUUCUCUCGGUGGAAAAGCGGAAAAACAAAAGUUGGAAAUUGAAAUACAUUCACCGGAUAAAAGCGAGGAAUAGUUAAGUGGCCAAGCUUGGCAUUUACCCACUGGAAAUACUUCAAAUUCUUCCCAAGUGCUAAUACAAGUUCAAGUGAUAACGUUCUUACGAUGGCCAUAGACUGGCGAAAUAGUGUGAACACGAUAGCACUCGGUGCUAUCGUCCUGAUGCUGGCUGGUGCAUUCCAGAUAGAGGCAGUUCGUGUGACGCCGGCGCAACCGCCGCUCAACUCCAGACGUGUAUCAGAAGAUCAAACUCCUGCCUCGUCUUGGUGGUCAUCACAGGUUGCUGACGCUGUGCCGUCACCGAAGAACUACUUCCAGGCCACACAUGGACUGGUGCAGACACAUCCGGCCCUGACGAAAAGUCAGGCGCUGCCACUGACGCAGCCCAGCCACACGCGAUCGCCAGUCGUCGGAUCCCUAUCCAGUGGGUUCCCCUCAAUUGCCAAUUCCAACCCGCGGUCACCGUUCCGCCAUUUGGACUUCAGCAGUAGUGCCACCGCCGAACUGAGGCGUAAUCCAAGCCUUUCCGCGCCCGAUGAGUGUGCCCGAGCUUGCCGCGAAGGAGAACCACCAAGAAUUUGCUACUAUCACUUCACUGCCGAGUACUACACCGUUUUGGGAGCGGCCUGUCAAGUAUGUACCCCGAAUGCCACGAACACCGUAUGGAGCCACUGUCAGUGCGUUUUGGCCGAUGGUGUCGAGCGAGGUAUCCUGACCAUCAAUCGUAUGAUUCCCGGACCAAGUAUUCAGGUUUGCGAAAACGACAGAGUUGUGAUCGAUGUCGAAAACCACAUGGAAGGUAUGGAGUUGACCAUUCACUGGCACGGAAUCUGGCAGCGUGGAACACAGUACUACGAUGGUGUUCCAUUUGUGACGCAGUGCCCCAUCCAACAGGGAAAUACCUUCAGAUAUCAAUGGACUGGUAAUGCAGGUACUCACUUCUGGCACGCGCACACCGGUCUCCAGAAACUGGAUGGUCUGUACGGAAGCAUCGUCGUCCGUCAGCCUCCGUCCCGUGACCCUAACUCGCACCUGUACGACUUCGAUUUGACCACGCACAUCAUGCUGGUAAGCGAUUGGCUUCACGAGGAUGCCGCCGAACGAUACCCAGGUCGUCUCGCCGUCAACACCGGUCAGGAUCCCGAAUCGAUGCUCAUCAACGGCAAGGGACAGUUCCGUGACCCCAACACCGGUUUCAUGACCAACACACCGCUGGAAAUCUUCACCAUCACUCCCGGACGCCGGUACCGAUUCCGUAUGAUCAACGCCUUUGCGUCUGUAUGCCCAGCCCAAGUCACCAUCGAAGGACACGGACUAACAGUCAUCGCCACCGACGGAGAACCAGUGCUUCCAGUGCAAGUCAACACCAUCAUUUCAUUCUCAGGCGAACGUUACGACUUCGUCAUCAGCGCCGACCAGCAAGUGGGUGCCUACUGGAUCCAGCUCCGAGGUCUCGGCGAGUGCGGUAUUAAACGUGCCCAGCAGUUGGCCAUCCUCCGAUACGCCCGCGGUCCAUACCAGCCAACCUCGCCGCCACCGACCUACGACGUUGGAUUGCCCCAGGGAGUGGUGCUGAACCCGCUGGAUGCCGUCUGUAAUAUGCCCCGACCGGACGCGAUCUGUGUGAGCAACCUGCGAAGUGCCCAGAAGCUCGACAAAGCCGUCCUCACCGAACGACCAGAUGUGAAAAUUUUCCUCCCCUUCCGGUUCUACUUUUACCGGGUGGAAGAACUGUUUACGCCGAACACCUACAACAAAUUCCUCGUUGCCCCCGGCGGUGAUCAUUUGAUUUCGCUGAUUGACGAAAUUUCCUACGUGUCACCGCCAUCGCCGAUGCUGUCCCAAAUCGAGGACAUCCCACCGGAGCAGUUCUGCAACGGCGAUAACCGCCCACCAGACUGCGGCCCGAACUGCAUGUGCACCCACACCGUUGAUAUUCCCCUGAACGCGAUCGUCGAAGUCGUCCUGGUAGAUGAAGUCCAACAAGACAAUCUCAGUCAUCCGUUCCAUUUACACGGUCACACGUUUAACGUGAUCGGUAUGGGCCGCUCGCCCGAUACCACCGUCAAGAAGAUCAACCUGCGCCAUGCUCUCGAUUUGGAUCGUCGCGGUCUGCUGAACCGACAGUUCAACCUACCCCCGCUCAAGGACUCGAUUGCAGUGCCCAACAAUGGCUACGUCGUGAUGCGGUUUAGAGCCAACAAUCCAGGCUACUGGCUAUUCCAUUGCCACUUCCAGUUCCACAUUGUGAUCGGUAUGAAUCUGGUCGUCCAUAUAGGAUCCAAGGCUGAUCUUCCACCAGUGCCACCCAAUUUCCCACGAUGUGGUAACCACAUACCUCCGAUCCGGUUCAACUAGGAUCCCGCUAGUUUUAAGGCCUCGAAUAGGAUAAGCGAACUAUGUGUUUAGGAUAGCGAGACGACGAAAAGCUGUUAUGUAUUGCUCAUAGGACUCAGACAACCCGACCAAACCAGACGAUCGUACAAGAACCUAUAGGAGCUGCAUUGAAUAGUUUGUUGGGUUGAAUGAAUGUAGUGAAAUACCUAUGUAUUUGUGUUGAUACUUAAGCGCUUUGUUAGCUAUAAUUUAGUCCAAUUGAAUCGUUAUUUUCAUCUGACUGUCUUCUAGUUUUUAUUAAUAUUAUUAUUAUUAUUUGGUUUUAGUUUUUGUUUCUAUAUGAGUUUGACCUGAUUUUCCUACCGAAAGACGAUAAUAUAUUAACAAAUUAAUAUUAUAUUUAGGAUAGGUAACUCAAAUCCAGUUAUUCACGCGACCCUACGCGUAAUGAAUGCAGGAUGUUCAUCUGGUUUAUGCAGUAUGCUCUAUUGAGGUUUUUUUUAUAAUUUUCUGACACUCAGCUCAAGGCUCAAAAAUAUAUAAUUUUUGAUUUUCAGUUUGAAUAGUUGUCGUAUAUAAGUAUUAUUUUGUUUAUAGAAAUAACAACAAACAAUAAAAUCAUAUUGAGUAUUAACUAUUAUUGCUAGCUCAAAAUUUUACAGUAUAACCUCAAUAAAGCAUACUUCAAAUACUUAAAAAUGACACCACAUUUAUAUUUCUGAAAAUUGUUUUCAAAUAUCAAAUGUAAGAUGAAAACAUGAAAACAAUCAAACAAAUAUUGUACAGAAGAAUCAUUUCCGUAUAUGUCAUUACUCAUUAACUAAAUUGAUGGCUAAUAAUAUAAAUGAUAAUAUAAAAAAGUAAAAGCGAAAAAUUCUACAUUUUUACAUAUGCCACAAUACUAUACGGAAUUUGGCCCAAUACAAUACUAUACGACUAAAAUGGCCCAUGGAAAUCAAGGAAAGAAAUCAAAUCAUUCUAAAAUGUAGAAAACUUAUAAUAGAAACCCAUCUCUGUUAACAUGGCAUCUACAUGUUUUGUUAAAUAUUUUCCAAAUCUUAAGCAAGAUCUAAAUAAUGAACAUCAGUCAUCUUAACUUCAAAGUUCAAGUAGGUAACAAAAAACUCUGUCAUAAUUCACAAACAUUUUGGCUUAAACAAUAAAUUAAGUCCAUUAAAAGUUAUCCAUCAUUAAGAUGGAUGACGGCUUCCGGAAAAUACCCUAGAAAUAGUGAAGUAAAGCCAUGAUUAUGAAAUUCGAUAGACUAAUAUCUCCUGCAAGACACAGACCUCCGGCACACAACAAUAAAUAGAAAUUUAUGUUUACUUGUAAUGGGUACCAUAAUCACAGUGCGUAUUAUCAGCGUAUUAUACGCCCUCAACUGUUAAGCCAAUCUUAUCACAAUCUUAUUAUAGUCAGCAAAAUACUGAGUACAUAGACAGCACAGUUUCUUUCGCCAUAGCAUAAUCAAUCAUAUUUAAACCGCACAGAUGGUCCGCCCAUUUAAUGUUUUAUGUUGACUUCUAUUCUCUUAGUAAAAAUGAUUAGCUACUUUCCCAAAAGUUAUCCUCAUCAUCAGCAGCAGGAUUCCCAAGCUGCCACCAUCAUCAGAACAUGUUAGCAUUAAUCUUCUCUUUUUAAGUGUUCGAUUUUAAGAUGAAAAAUCAUCAAUUACGAAAAAUAGGAGUAUGCCAGGAAAAGGAUGUGUCCGUGUGCGGACGUAGAGAUAUAAUCGAUACCAAAAGACUCUAGAGACCAACCAACCGACCGACCGACCUACGACCAAACCAUGAAUAGUUCCGGUCGGAGACACCAAUUUCGGACGAUGAAGCCAAUUCCACGUGUGUCGUACCGGCUACUGUGCCCACAUACAGGCACACAAACACAUGCAUAAGCGUUAUUAAAUGCUCAUAGAUAGGACGACAAAGCAUGGGAGCAGUUGCAGAAUAAAUAACCAUAGAUAUGAUAGAUAGUCAAGUUGAUUAGGAAAUACCGACGAUGUUGCUCAGAGGUAGGACAAUGUUUGCACAGUUUGAUACAGCCGCAACAAUGACUUCGGAGAAGAUUGUGUGUCGGAGCUCAAGUGGGCUCGGAAGACACGACGAAGGAGCUUAAAGUGCUUGGAAUGAGGAUAUAAAAGUCCAAAAUUAGAUGCAUUCGGAAACAGUUCGGCGGAUGGAGAGUGAAUGCCGCAUCCGUCUGAUUGAGAUGAAGUUAUUCGGAACGAAAGAUUACGAGAAAUGUAAUAUGUGCAUGCGAAGAAAUCGAGUCUAGUUUGAAGUAACACGUAAAAUAAACAUAAAAAGUUUAAUUGGAUCGGAGCCAUUGCAGAUGGAUGACUGGGUCUAGUGUAUGUUCAAUUAUUACUUUAACUCGUUGAGAAUACUCAAAUGAAAACGAUCAAAGGAGUGUAAGCCGAUGUUCGUUUUUACGUUCGUAGGACUCGCGCGUGAGAUUUGAAAGAAAUCACGUUUGUGAAUACCAAUAAAGAUAAACGAAUCUUAUAAUAUGA